Molecule: messenger RNA, 2508 nt
Organism: Cricetulus griseus (Chinese hamster)
Lineage: Eukaryota; Metazoa; Chordata; Mammalia; Rodentia; Cricetidae
Source: RefSeq, a predicted model, not a curated record
CCCAGUGUCUUCGGAGUCUCUCCAAGAGAUAAAAACUUGCGGAGCCAGAAUUUUUUUUAGGCCCACCCUGCUUCCUACACACCAUCUCCAUUUCAUUUCUCCCCUCGAGGCAUUUGUUGGUUAGCCCAAUAUUUGCAGACAUAGGGUGCAUUGAUGGGCAUCGGCAGUCACGGCCCCGGCGAACUUUUGUGGCGUGGCCGGUUAGCGAAGACGACACAUUAUUCAGAAAGACUACUGAGUAUCGGCAGUGUGUCUUGCAUGGGGCCAAGCGUUGCACAGAUAUCUUGAUAGCUGAUAGUUUCGACCAGAAGAACAGGUGUCAACGAAUGCAGAAACGUAGAGAAAAGGUUGGCGGUUCUGGAGGAUAUAUAACGGUAUUUAGCUUAGUGGAAGGAGUUAAGGCUGUCCUGAGAAAGUGAAGAUUUAACUCUGCUUGGCUUGUGGAGACGUGGACGGAAAGUUUGAUGUUUUAUUCAACAGAGUUCGAACAAUACAGAAGAAAAGUGGGAACUUUGAUGAAAUUUCUUCGGCUCUACUCAAGAUGCUGAGUGGGAGGAGUAUAAGACUGGCAAAAAGAAAGCUCCUAUUCAGACAUAUGUGCUUGGUGCCAACAACCCGGAGACAGUACAGUAUUUCCAGGACACUGAUGGGUGUGAAUUAGCUGAGAACAUCACUUACCUGGGUCGAAAAGGUUUCUUUACUGGAAGCUCAGGGCUGCAGAUUGUCUAUCUCAGUGGCACAGAGUCCUUGAGUGAACCAGUCCCGAGUCACAGUUUUAGUCCCAAGGACGUGUCUUCCCUGAGAACAAUGCUGUGUUCGGCCUCCCAGUUUAAGGGUGUUGAUAUCUUGCUCACAUCCCCGUGGCCCAAGUAUGUGGGGAACUUUGGGAAUUCCUCUGGAGAAGUGGAUACCAAAAAAUGUGGCUCAGCCUUGAUCUCCAGUCUUGCCGCAAGUUUGAAACCAAGGUAUCAUUUUGCUGCUUUGGAGAAGUCGUAUUACGAGAGACUCCCAUACCGAAACCAUGUUGUUCUACAAGAAAGUACACAGCAUGCUACCCGCUUCAUAGCACUAGCGAAUGUUGGGAAUGCAGAAAAGAAAAAGUAUCUUUAUGCAUUCAGUAUUGUUCCCAUGAAGCUAAUGGCUGCAGCAGAACUGGUAAAACAGCCUCCGGAUGUCACCGAGAAUCCUUACCGAGAGUCUGGAAAGGCAGCAGCUAUAGGAAAACAUGUUCCUGCCCCUCAGGAAGAACCAGCCUGUCAAUUCUUCUUCGAUCUGAAUGAAAAGCAGGGAAGGAAACGGUCAUCUACGGGCAGGGAUAGCAAGUCUCCUCAGGCCAAGCAGCCACGCAGGCCUCCUCAGCCUCCAGGACCUUGUUGGUUUUGCCUUGCCAGCCCUGAAGUGGAAAAGCAUUUGGUGGUCAACAUUGGCACACAUUGCUACCUUGCCCUGGCUAAAGGAGGCUUAUCUGAUGACCAUGUACUCAUCCUGCCUAUUGGACACUACCAGUCAGUUGUGGAGCUUUCGGCAGAGGUGGUGGAAGAAGUGGAGAAGUAUAAGGCUACUCUGAAACGAUUCUUUAAGAGUCGGGGGAAGCGCUGUGUCCUGUUUGAGAGAAAUUAUAGGAGCCAUCAUCUCCAGCUUCAGGUCAUUCCUGUGCCCCUCAGCUGCUGUGUUACGGAUGAUAUUAAAGAUGCCUUCAUUACCCAGGCACAGGAGCAACAGAUAGAGCUGUUGGAAAUUCCAGAGCACUCAGACAUCAAGCAGAUUGCACAGCCGGGAGCAGCGUAUUUUUAUGUUGAACUCGACACAGGAGAAAAAUUAUUCCACAGAAUUAAAAAGAAUUUUCCUUUGCAAUUUGGAAGGGAGGUACUGGCCAGUGAAGCCAUUCUCAACAUUCCUGACAAGGCUGACUGGAGGCAGUGUCAAAUUAGUAAGGAAGAGGAGGAGACCCUGGCUCGACGCUUCCGGAAAGACUUUGAACCUUUUGACUUCACUCUGGAUGACUAGACAAAGGAAAAGGCACUUUAUGAACCUCACAGGAAAUUGUCAGAGCCUGUUUUUGAAAUGAAACUAUAGUCUCCCAUGGGGGCUGCCUCCCUGCCUCUUUUCCAUAUAUUCCCAUGGAAACUGCCUGCAGCAAGAGGUCUAGGAUUGACUUUAAUUUUUUUUUUUUAAAGAAGUCAUUCUGAGAUGCAAUUGUAUGUUAAAAGAGUGUCUGCUACAUAUUUCUAAGAACUGCUGUGUUUGUCUACAUCUUCACAAACUUAAACCUUUGAGGUUGGGUGUGGUUGUUCAUGCCUGUAAUCUCAGAAAUUGAGGAGUUGUGGCUGGAGGAUUGCCAUGAAUUCAAGGCUAGUCUGAUCUACAUAGCAAGUUUCAGGCCAGGCCAAUCUGGGCUGUGGUGUAAGACCCAUCUAACCUCCCAUCCCCCAACCCCACCAAAGAAAACAAAAAUAACGGGCCCCAAAUCUUGUAAAUGAUUAAAAGGGAGUAAUUUUCUAAGGUUGA